AAACUCGAAUCACCCAAAUUUGAUCUAUAUAACACGCUCAGUAUGUAUAGAUCCUGAACUGGCAAUAACAGUAGCCAUGGCAGAAGAAGUGAAGCUUUAUAGGACAUGGUCAAGCCCAUUUGGCUUAAGGGUGGUGUGGGCACUAAACAUCAAACACAUUGAAUAUGAAACCAUCCUCGAAGAUCUGACCAAUAAAAGCCCUCAUCUUCUCCACUACAAUCCUGUCCACAAAAAGAUUCCUGUCCUCCUCCACAACGGGAAACCCAUCUGUGAAUCCUUGGUAAUCCUUGAAUACAUCGAGGAGACAUGGCAGAACAACCCCUUGUUACCUCAACACUCUCUCGACAGAGCCCAGUCACGAUUCUGGGCAAAGUUUUGCGAGGAUAAGCUGUUGCCGUCGAUCAGGAGUUCUUACUUCAUGAAAGGGAAGGAACAAGAAGAAGGUGUUGUUGAGGCGUUGGACAACCUUAAACUCAUCGAAGAACAGCUGGACGGCAAGAUGUUUUUCGGGGGAGACAACAUCGGAUUCCUCGACAUCGUACUGGGGUGGCUGGCUAACCUGCCUAGCGUGUUCGAAGAGAUAACCGGCCUGAAAUUGAUCGACGCCGAGAAAUUUCCUGUUUUGUCGGAGUGGAUCGAGAACUUCUACAAUCAUCCCGCAAUUGUGGAUCACUGGCCGCCUCGCGACAAGAUGAUCACAAAGUUCCAGGCAAUCCUUAAUGCAAUCGAAGCUAAUAAAUGAACCGUUCUUCAUGAAGUUGCAUGAUUAAAAAUGUGUUCUGUGACUUUUGUUUGGUUCUUGAUCUAUUAAGGUGUAUUUUGUGUCAACUAAAAUUAAAAGUUUGAGCAGAUAGAAAGGCUAUAUAUUUAUAUACUAUAUGCUAACUGCUAAGCAUGCCGAUAUCCUUGGCCAAUAUAUAAGACCUCUAUUAUUGUUAUUUACACUUUCUUAUGUUUUGAGGCCUUAAACCUCAAUGUUUGUAAAAACUUAUGGGCCCCAAAUCUGGCCUAUUGGGUC
This is a messenger RNA of Ipomoea triloba (trilobed morning glory), 1018 nucleotides long. Its product is annotated as probable glutathione S-transferase. Gene Ontology annotation, molecular function: glutathione transferase activity. The transcript is spliced from 2 exons. Gene Ontology annotation, cellular component: cytoplasm. Lineage: Eukaryota; Viridiplantae; Streptophyta; Magnoliopsida; Solanales; Convolvulaceae. Bases 77 to 742 code for a protein of 221 amino acids. The record is from RefSeq and is a predicted model, not a curated record. Gene Ontology annotation, biological process: glutathione metabolic process.